Molecule: messenger RNA, 40735 nt
Organism: Linum trigynum
Lineage: Eukaryota; Viridiplantae; Streptophyta; Magnoliopsida; Malpighiales; Linaceae
Source: the annotation of a GenBank genome assembly
CCUUUAGAGAUAGGGGCGCGCUAGCGCUUUACUAAUAGAAUAGAAUCGCUCCUGUUAUAUAUAUAAUAGAAAGUAAAGGUGGCUGAGAAGCUGUUGCUUGCUGUCUACUUCGCGAGCCCACUGCCCCGUUCUGUAACUUCCUGCCCUUCUUUCGUCCGUCCACGAGGCUGUAAAAAGAGAGAAAGGGGCGGCUAUCUAGUGGGAGUCGUUUCGGUUGUAUGCCACGAGGUCCCUAUGGACAAGGGGACAAGUGAAUCAUCGCUUUUGGGUGCAGGCAGCCCUCUACCAUCCAUCCCAUUGCAUUCCAUCGUCUCGUAUUGUACUGUACCGUAUCUGACCAGAUACAUCUAUUGAGUGAGAGAAAGGUACACAUAAACCACUUAAAUUUUUCAUAAUGAUAAAUGUGCACGAUUACGAACUCUUAUUACUGAGUCAAAAUUGCACAAUAUGGUGAAUUUCCUCUCCAAAUGUCUUGUAAUGUUGAUGGACAUGUGAUUUAAUGAUCGGUUUAGUCAUAUAAACACAUAAACCGCUUAAUUGUGUCAUAAUGACAAUAUAUGCACGAGUACGAACUCUUAUUACCGAGUUCAAAUUGCACAAUAAGGUGGAUUUGCACUCCAAAUGUCUUGUAAUGUUGAUAGACAUGUGAUUCUUUGAUUGGUUUAGUCAUAUAAACGACAUAAACCACUUAAAUUUUUCAUAAUGACAAGAUGUGCACGAGUACGAACUCUUAGUACCGAGUUCAGAUUGCACAAUAAGGUGGAUUUGCACUCCAACUGUCUUGUAAUGUUGGUGGACAUGUGAUUCAAUGAUUAGUUUCGGCAUAUGAACACAUAAACCGCUUAAUUGUGUCAUAAUAACAAGAUGUGCACGAGUACGAAUUCUUAGUACCGAGUUCAGAUUGCAAAAUAAGGUGGAUUUCCUCUCCAAAUAUCUUGUAAUGUUGAGGGACAUGUGAUUCAAUGAUUGGUUUAGUCAUAUAAACACAUAAACCGCUUAAUUGUGUCAUAAUGGCAAGAUAUGCAUGAGUACGAACUCCUAUUACCGAGUUCAAAUUGCACAAUAAGGUGGAUUUGCACUCCAAAUGUCUUGUAAUGUUCAUAGACAUGUGAUUCUUUGAUUGGUUUAGUCAUAUAAACACAUAAACCACUUAAAUUUUUCAUAAUGACAAGAUGUGCACGAAUACGAACUCUUAGUACCGAGUUCAGAUUGCACAAUAUGGUGGAUUUGCACUCCAAAUGUCUUGUAAUGUUGGUGGACAUGUGAUUCAAUGAUUGGUUUAGUCAUAUGAACACAUAAACCGCUUAAUUGUUUCAUAAUGACAAGAUGUGCACGAGUACGAACUCUUAGUACCGAGUUCAAAUUGCACAAUAAAGUGGAUUUGUACUCCAAAUUUCUAGUAAUGUUGGUGGACAUGUGAUUCAAUGAUUGGUUUAGUCAUAUAAACACAUAAACAGCUUAAUUGUAUCAUAAUGACAAGAAGUGAACGAGUACGAACUCUUAGUACCGAGUCCAAAUUGCACAAUAAGGUGGAUUUUCAUUCCUGUGAUUCUUUGAUUGGUUUAGUAAAAUAAACACGUACACCAAUUAAUUGUGUCAUAAUGACAAUACGUGCACGAGUACAAACUCUUCCAAAUUGCACAAUAAGGUGGAUUUGAACUCCAAUUGUCUUGUAAUGUUGAUAGACAUGUGAUUCUUUGAUUGGUUUAGUCAUAUAAACACAUAAACCACUUAAUUGUGUCAUAAUGACAAGACGUCCACGAGUACGAACUCUUAGUACCAAGUCCAAAUUGUACAAUAAGGUGGAUUUGAACUCCAAAUGUCUUGUAAUGUUGAUAGACAUGUGAUUCUUUGAUUGGUUUAGUCAUGUAAACACAUAAACCGCUUAAUUGUGUAAUCAUAGAAAGAUGUGCACGAGUACGAACUCUUAGUAGCGAGUCCAAAUUGCACAAUAAGGUGGAUUACGCACUCCAAAUGUCUUGUAAUGUUGAUGGACAUGUGAAUCAAUGAUUGGUUUAGUCAUAUAAACACAUAAACCGCUUAAAUUUUUCAUAAUGACAAGAUGUGCACGAUUACGAACUCUUAGUACUGAGUCAAAAUUGCACAAUAAGUUUUAUUUCCUCUCCAAAUGUCUUGUAAUGUGGAUGGACAUGUGAUUCAAUGAUUGGUUUAGUCAUAUAAACACAUAAACCGCUUAAAUUUUUUCAUAAUGACAAGAUGUGCACGAGUAUGGACUCUUAGUACUGAGUCAAAACUGCACAAUAAGGUGGAUUUCCACUGCAAAUGUCUUGUAAUGUUGAUGGACGUGUGAUUCAAUGAUUGAUUUAGUCAUAUAAACACAUAAACCGCUUAAUUGUAUAUUAAUGAUAACAGAUGCACGAGUACGAACUCUUAUUACCGAGUUCAAAUUGCACAAUAAGGUGGAUUUGCACUCCAAAUGUCUUGUAAUGUUGAUAGACAUGUGAUUCUUUGGUUGGUUUAGUCAUGUAAACACAUAAACCGCUUAAAUUUUUCAUAAUGACAAGAUGUGCACGAGUACGAACUCUUAGUACCGAGUCCAAAUUGUACAAUAAGGUGGAUUACGCACUACAAAUGUCUUGUAAUGUUGAUGGACAUGUGAUUUAAUGAUUGGUUUUUUCAUAUAAACACAUAAACCUCUUAAUUGUUUCAUAAUGACAAGAUGUGCACGAGUACGAACUCUUAGUACCGAGUUCAAAUUGCACAAUAAGGUGGAUUUGCUCUCCAAAUGCCUUGUAAUGUUGAUAGACAUGUGAUUCUUUGAUUGGUUUAGUCAUAUAAAAAAAUAAACCACUUAUUUGUGUAAUAAUGACAAGACGUGCACGAGUACGAAGUCUUAGUACUGAGUCCAAAUUGCACAAUAAGAUGGAUUUGCUCUCCAAAUGUCUUGUAAUGUUGGUGGACAUGUGAUUCAAUGAUUGAUUUAGUCAUAUAAACACAUAACCGCUUAAUUGUAUCAUAAUGACAAGAAGUGAACGAGUACGAACUCUUAGUACCGAGUCCAAAUUGCACAAUAAGGUGGAUUUUCAUUCCUGUGAUUCUUUGAUUGGUUUAGUAAUAUAAACACAUUCACCACUUAAUUGUGUCAUAAUGACAAUACGUGCACGAGUAAGAACUCUUAGUACCUGGUCCAAAUUGCACAAUAAAGUGGAUUUGAACUCCAAUUGUCUUGUAAUGUUGAUAGACAUGUGAUUCUUUGAUUGGUUUAGUCAUAUAAACACAUAAACCAAAUAAUUGUGUCAUAAUGACAAGAUGUCCACGACAACGAACUCUUAGUACCAAGUCCAAAAAUUACAAUAAGGUUUAUUUGAACUCCAAAUGUCUUGUAAUGUUGAUAGACAUGUGAUUCUUUGAUUAGUUUAGUCAUGUAAACACAUACACCGCUUAAUUGUGUAAUCAUAGAAAGAUAUGCACGAGUACGAACUCUUAGUAGCGUGUCCAAAUUUCACAAUAAGGUGGAUUACGCACUCCAAAUGUCUUGUAAUGUUGAUGGACUUGUGAAUCAAUGAUUGGUUUAGUCAUAUAAACACAUAAACCGCUUACAUUUUUCAUAAUGACAAGAUGUGCACGAUUUCGAACUCUUAGUACUGAAUCAAAAUUGCACAAUAAGGUGGAUUUCCUCUCCAAAUGUCUUGUAAUGUUGAUGGACAUGUGAUUCAAUGAUUGGUUUAGUCAUACAAACACAUAAACCACUUAAUUGUGUCAUAAUGACAAGAUAUGCACGAGUACGAACUCUUAUUACCGAUUUCAAAUUGCACAAUAAGGUGGAUUUGCACUCCAAAUGUCUUGUAAUGUUGAUAGACAUGUGAUUCUUUGAUUGGUUUAGUCAUGUAAACACAUAAACCGUUUAAAUAUUUCCUAAUGACAAGAUGUGCAUGAGUACGAACUGUUAGUAGCGAGUCCAAAUUGUAUAAUAAGGUGGAUUAAGCACUCCAAAUGUCUUUUAAUGUUGAUGGACAUGUGAUUCAAUGUUUGGUUUAGUCAUAUAAAAACAUAAACCUCUUAAUUGUUUCAUAAUAACAAGAUGUGCACGAGUACGAACUCUUAGUACCGAGUCCAAAUUGCACAAUAAGGUGGAUUUCCACUCCAAAUGACUUGUAAUGUUGAUAGACCCGUGAUUCUUUGAUUGGUUUACUCAUAUAAACUAAUAAACCAAAUAAUUGUUUCAUAAUGACAAGACCUGCACGAGUACGAACUCUUAGUACCGAGUCCAAAUUGCACAAUAAGGUGGAUUUGCACUCCAAAUGUCUUGUAAUAUUGGUGGACAUGUGAUUCAAUGAUUAGUUUAAUCAUAUAAACACAGAAACCACUUAACUGUGUCAUAAGGACAAGACGUGCACGAGUGCAAAUUCUUAAUACCGAGUCAAAAUUGCACAAUAAGAUGGAUUUGCACUCCAAAUUUCUUGUAAUGUUGAUAUACAUGUGCUUCUUUUUUUGGUUUAGUCAUAUAAACACAUAAACCACUUAAUUGUGUCAGAAUGACAAGACGUGCACGAGUACGAACUCUCAGUACUGAUUCCAAAUUGCACAAUAAGGUGGAUGUGCACUCCAAAUGUCUUGUAAUGUUGGUGUACAUGUGAUUCAAUGAUUGGUUUAGUCAUAUAAACUCAUAAUCCGCUUAAUUGUAUCAUAAUGACAAGAAGUGAACUAGUUCGAACUCUUAGUACCGAGUCCAAAUUGCACAAUAUGGUGGAUUUGCACUCCAAGUGUCUGGUAAUGUUGAUAGACCUGUGAUUCGUUGAUUGGUUUAGUCAUAUAAACACAUAAACCACUUAAUUGUGUCAUAAUGACAAAACGUGCACGAGUACGAAAUCUUAGUACCUAGUCCAAAUUGCACAAUAAGGUGGAUUUGAACUCCAAUUGUCUUGUAAUCUUGAUAGACCUGUGAUUCUUUGAUUGGUUUAGUCAUAUAAACACAUACACCACUUAAUUGUGCCAUAAUGACAAGACGUUCACGAGUACGAACUCUUAUUACCUAGUCCAAAUUGCACAAUAAGGUGGAUUUGAACUCCAAUUGUCUUGUAAUGUUGAUAGAAAUGUGAUUUUUUGAUUGGUUUAAUCAUAUAAACUCAUAAACCAAUUAAUUUUUUCAUAAUGACAAGACGUCCACGAAUACGAACUCGUAGUACCAAGUCCAAAUUGUACAAUAAGGUGGAUUUGCACUCCAAAUGUCUUGUAAUGUUGAUUUACAUGUGAUUCUUUGAUUGGUUUAGUCAUGUAAACACAUAAACCGAUUAAAUUUAUCAUAAUGACAAGAUGUGCACGAGUACGAACUCUUAGUACUGAGUCAAAAUUGCACAAUAAGGUGGAUUUCUUCUCCAAAUGUCUUGUAAUGUUGAUGGACAUGUGAUUCAAUGAUUGGUUUAGUCAUAUAAACACAUAAACUGCUUAAUUGUGUCAUAAUGACAAGAUAUGCACGAGUACGAACUCCUAUUACCGAGUUCAAAUUUCACAAUAAGGUGGAUUUGCACUCCCAAUAUCUUAUAAUGUUGAUAGACCUGUGAUUCGUUGAUUGGUUUAGUCAUAUAAACACAUAAACCACUUAAUUGUGUCAUAAUGACAAGACGUGCACGAGUACGAAAUCUUAGUACCUAGUCCAAAUUGCACAAUAAGGUGGAUUUGAACUCCAAUUGUCUUGUAAUGUUGAUAGACCUGUGAUUCUUUGAUUGGUUUAGUCAUAUAAACACAUACACCACUUAAUAUGCCAUAAUGACAAGACGUGCACGAGUACGAGCUCUUAGUACUGAGUCCAAAUUGUACAAUAAGGUGGAUUUGCACCCAAAUGUCUUGUAAUGUUGGUGGACAUGUGAUUCAAUGAUUGGUUUAGUCAUAUAAACACAUAAACCGCUUAAUUGUAUCAUAAUGACAAAAAGUGAACGAGUACGAACUCUUAGUACCGAGUCCAAAUUGCACAACAAGGUGGAUUACGCACUCCAAAUGUCUUGUAAUGUUGAUGGACAUGUGAUUCUUUGAUUGGUUUAGUCAUAUAAACACAUAAACCAAUGAAUUAUGUCAUAAUGACAAGACGUCCAUAAGUACAAAUUGUACAAUAAGAUGGAUUUGCACUCCAAAUGUCUUGUAAUGUUGAUAGACAUGUGAUUCUUUGAUUGGUUUAGUCAUAUAAACUCAUAAACCGCUUAAUUGUAUCAUAAUGACAAGAUGUGAACGAGUACAAACUCUUAGUACCGAGUCCAAAUUGCACAAUAAGGUGGAUUUGCACUCCAAAUGUCUUGUAAUGUUGGUGGACAUGUGAUUCAAUGAUUGGUUUAGUCAUAUAAACUCAUAAUCCGCUUAAUUGUAUCAUAAUGACAAGAAGUGAACUAGUACGAACUCUUAGUAUCGAGUCCAAAUUGCACAAUAAGAUGGAUUUGCACUCCAAAUGUCUUGUAAUGUUGAUAGACCUAUGAUUCGUUGAUUGGUUUAGUCAUAUAAAUACAUAAACCAAUGAAUUAUGUUAUAAUGACAAGACGUCCACGACUACGAACUCCUAGUACCAAGUACAAAUUGUACAAUAAGGUGGAUUUGCACUCCAAAUGUCUUGUAAUUUUGAUAGACAUGUGAUUCUUUGAUUGGUUUCGUCAUGUAAACACAUACACCGCUUAAUUGUGUAAUCAUAAAAAGAUGUGCACGAGUACGAACUCUUAGUAGCUAGUCCAAAUGGCACAAUAAGGUGGAUUACGCAUUCCAAAUGUCUUGUAAUGUUGAUGGACAUGUGAUUCAAUGAUUGGUUUAGUCAUAUAAACACAUAAACCGCUUAAUUGUGUCAUAAUGACAAGAUAUGCACGAGUACGAACUCUUAUUACCGAGUUCAAAUGGCACAAUAAGGUGGAUUUGCACUCCAAAUUUCUUGUAAUGUUGAUAUACAUGUGCUUCUUUGAUUGGUUUAGUCAUAUAAACACAUAAACCACUUAAUUGUGUCAGAAUGACAAGACGUGCACGAGUACGAACUCUCAGUACUGAUUCCAAAUUGCACAAUAAGGUGGAUGUGCACUCCAAAUGUCUUGUAAUGUUGGUGUACAUGUGAUUCAAUGAUUGGUUUAGUCAUAUAAACUCAUAAUCCGCUUAAUUGUAUCAUAAUGACAAGAAGUGAACUAGUACGAACUCUUAGUACCGAGUCCAAAUUGCACAAUAUGGUGGAUUUGCACUCCAAAUGUCUUGUAAUGUUGAUAGACCUGUGAUUCUUUGAUUGGUUUAGUCAUAUAAACACAUAAACCACUUAAUUGUGUCAUAAUGACAAGUCGUGCACGAGUACGAACUCUUAGUACCUAGUCCAAAUUGCACAAUAAGGUGGAUUUGAACUCCAAUUGUCUUGUAAUGUUGAUAGACCUGUGAUUCUUUAAUUUGUUUAAUCAUAUAAACACAUACACCACUUAAUUGUGCCAUAAUGACAAGACAUGCACGAGUACGAACUUUUAGUACCUAGUCCAAAUUGUACAAUAAGGUGGAUUUGCACUCCAAAUUUCUUGUAAUGUUGAUAGACAUGUGAUUCUUUGAUUGGUUUAGUCAUGUAAACACAUAAACCGAUUAAAUUUAUCAUAAUGACAAGAUGUGCACGAGUAUGAACUCUUAGUACUGAGUGAAAAUUGCACAAUAAGGUGGAUUUCUUCUCCAAAUGUCUUGUAAUGUUGAUGGACAUGUGAUUCAAUAAUUGGUUUAGUCAUAUAAACACAUAAACCGCUUAAUUGUGUCAUAAUGACAAGAUGUGCACGAGUACGAACUCCUAUUAAUGAGUUCAAAUUGCACAAUAAGGUGGAUUUGCACUCCAAAUAUCUUGUAAUGUUGAUAGACAUGUGAUUCUUUGAUUGGUUUAGUCAUAUAAACACAUAAACCGCUUAAUUGUUUCAUAGUGACAAGAUGUGCACGAGUACGAACUCUUAGUACUGAGUUCAAAUUGCACAAUAAGGUGGAUUUGCACCCCAAAUGUCUUAUAAUGUUGGUGGACAUGUUAUUCAAUGAUUCGUUUAGUCAUAUAAACACAUAAACCAAUUAAUUUUGUCAUAAUGACAGACAUCCACCAGUGCGAACUCUUAGUACCAAGUCACAAAUUGUACAAUAAGGUGGAUUUGCACUCCAAAUGUCUUGUAAUGUUGAUAGACAUGAGAUUCUUUGAUUGGUUUAGUCAUGUAACCACAUAAACGCUUAAAUUUUUCAUAAUGACAAGAUGUGCACGAGUACGAACUCUUAGUACUGAGUCAAAAUUGCACAAUAAGGUGGAUUUCCACUCCAAAUGUCUUGUAAUGUUGAUGGACAUGUGAUUCAAUGAUUGGUUUAGUCAUAUAAACACAUAAACCGCUUAAUUGUGUCAUAAUGACAAGAUAUGCACGAGUACGAACUCCUCUUACCGAAUUCAAAUUGCACAAUAAGGUGGAUUUGCACUCCAAAUGUCUUGUAAUGUUGAUAGACAUGUGAUUCAAUGAUUGGUUUAGUCAUACAAACACAUAAACCGCUUAAUUGUUUCAUAGUGACAAGAUGUGCACGAUUACGAACUCUUACUACCGAGUUCAAAUUGCACAAUAAGGGGGAUUUGCACUCCAAAUGUCUUGUAAUGUUGAUAGACAUAUGAUUCAGUGAUUGGUUUAGUCAUAUAAACACAUAAACCGCUUAAUUGUUUCAUAAUGACAAGAUGUGCACGAGUACGAACUCUUAGUACCGAGUUCAAAUUGCACAAUAAGGUGGAUUUGCACUCCAAAUGUCUUGUAAUGUUGGUGGACAUGUGAUUCAAUGAUUGGUUGUCAUAUAAACACAUACACCGCUUAAUUGUAUCAUAAUGACAAGAAGUGAACGAGUACGAACUCUUAGUACCAAGUCACAAAUUGUACAAUAAGGUGGAUUUGCACUCGAAAUGUCUUUUAAUGUUGAUAGACAUGAGAUUCUUUGAUUGGUUUAGUCAUGUAAACACAUAAACGCUUAAAUUUUUCAUAAUGACAAGAUGUGUAGAGUACGAACUCUUAUUACCGAGUUCAAAUUGCACAAUAUGGUGGAUUUGCACUCCAAAUGUCUUGUAAUGUUGAUAGACAUAUGAUUCAGUGAUUGGUUUAGUCAUAUAAACACAUAAACCGCUUAAUUGUUUCAUAAUGACAAGAUGUGCACGAGUACGAACUCUUAGUACCGAGUUCAAAUUGCACAAUAAGGUGGAUUUGCACUCCAAAUGUCUUGUAAUGUUGAUAGACAUGUGAUUCUUUGAUUGGUUUAGUCAUAUAAACACAUAAACCGCUUAAAUUUUUCAUAAUGACAAGAUGUGCACGAGUACGAACUCUUAGUACUGAGUCCAAAUUGCACAAUAAGGUGGAUUUGCACUCCAAAUGUCUUAUAAUGUUGGUGGACAUGUGAUUCAAUGAUUGGUUUAGUCAUAUAAACACAUAAACCGCUUAAUUGUUUCAUAAUGACAAGAUAUGCACGAGUACAAACUCUUAUUACCGAGUUCAAAUUGCACAAUAUGGUGGAUUUGCAUUCCAAAUGUCUUGUAAUGUUGAUAGACAUAUGAUUCAGUAGUUGGUUUAGUAAUAUAAACACAUAAACCGCUUAAUUGUUUCAUAAUGACAAAAUGUGCACGAGUACGAACUCUUAGUACCGAGUUCAAAUUGCACAAUAAGGUGGAUUUGCACUCCAAAUGUCUUGUAAUGUUGGUGGACAUGUGAUUCAAUGAUUGGUUGUCAUAUAAACACAUAAACCGCUUAAUUGUAUCAUAAUGACAAGAAGUGAACGAGUACGAACUCUUAGUACCAAGUCCAAAUUGUACAAUAAGGUGGAUUUGCACUCCAAAUGUCUUGUAAUGUUGGUGGACAUGUGAUUCAAUGAUUGGUUCAGUCAUAUAAACACAUACACCGCUUAAUUGUUUCAUAAUGACAAGAUAUGCACGAGUACGAACUCUUAUUACCGAGUUCAAAUUGCACAAUAUGGUGGAUUUGCACUCCAAAUGUCUUGUAAUGUUGAUAGACAUAUGAUUCAGUGAUUGGUUUAGUCAUAUAAACACAUAAACCGCUUAAUUGUUUCAUAAUGACAAGAUGUGCACGAAUACGAACUCUUAGUACCGAGUUCAAAUUGCACAAUAAGGUGGAUUUGCACUCCAAAUGUCUUGUAAUGUUGGUGGACAUGUGAUUCAAUGAUUGGUUGUCAUAUAAACACAUACACCGCUUAAUUGUAUCAUAAUGACAAGAAGUGAACGAGUACGAACUCUUAGUACCAAGUCACAAAUUGUACAAUAAGGUGGAUUUGCACUCCAAAUGUCUUGUAAUGUUGAUAGACAUGAGAUUCUUUGAUUGGUUUAGUCAUGUAAACACAUAAACGCUUAAAUUUUUCAUAAUGACAAGAUGUGCACGAGUACGAACUCUUAGUACUGAGUCCAAAUUGCACAAUAAGGGGGAUUUCCACUCCAAAUGUUUUGUAAUGUGGAUGGACAUGUGAUUCAAAGAUUGGUUUAGUCAUAUAAACACAUAAACCGCUUAAUUAUUUCAUAAUGACAAGAUGUGCACAAGUACGAACUCUUAGUACCGAGUUCAAAUUGCACUAUAAGGGGGAUUUGCACCCCAAAUGUCUUAUAAUGUUGGUGGACAUGUGGUUCAAUGAUUGGUUUAGUCAUAUAAACACAUAAACCGCUUAAUUGUUUCAUAAUGACAAGAUAUGCACGAGUACAAACUCUUAUUACCGAGUUCAAAUUGCACAAUAUGGUGGAUUUGCAUUCCAAAUGUCUUGUAAUGUUGAUAGACAUAUGAUUCAGUGAUUGGUUUAGUCAUAUAAACACAUAAACCACUUAAUUCUUUCAUAAUGACAAGAUGUGCAAGAGUACGAACUCUUAGUACCAAGUCACAAAUUGUACAAUAAGGUGGAUUUGCACUCCAAAUGUCUUGUAAUGUUGAUAGACAUGAGAUUCUUUGAUUGGUUUAGUCAUGUAAACACAUAAACGCUUAAAUUUUUCAUAAUGACAAGAUCUGUAGAGUACGAACUCUUAUUACCGAGUUCAAAUUGCACAAUAUGUUGGAUUUGCACUCCAAAUGUCUUGUAAUGUUGAUAGACAUAUGAUUCAGUGAUUGGUUUAGUCAUAUAAACACAUAAACCGCUUAAUUGUUUCAUAAUGACAAGAUGUGCACGAGUACGAACUCUUAUUACCGAGUUCAAAUUGCACAAUAAGGUGGAUUUGCACUCCAAAUGUCUUGUAAUGUUGGUGUACAUGUGAUUCAAUGAUUGGUUUAGUCAUAUAAACACAUAAACCGCUUAAUUGUAUCAUAAUGACAAGAAGUGAACGAGUACGAACUCUUAGUACCGAGUCCAAAUUGCACAAUAAGGUGGAUUUGUGGUCCAAAUGUCUUGUAAUGUUGAUAGACCUGUGAUUCUUUGAUUGAUUUAGUCAUAUAAACACAUACACCACUUAAUUACGCCAUAAUGACAAGACGUGCACGAGUACGAACUCUUAUUACCUAGUUCAAAUUGCACAAUAAGGUGGAUUUGAACUCCAAUUGUCUUGUAAUGUUAAUAGACAUGUGAUUCUUUGAUUGGUUUAGUCAUAUAAACACAUAAACGCUUAAAUUUUUCAUAUUGACAAGAUGUGCACGAGUACGAACUCUUAGUACUGAGUCAAAAUUGCAAAUUAAGGUGGAUUUCCUCUCCAAAUGUCUUGUAAUGUUGAUGGACAUGUGAUUCAAUGAUUGUUUUUGUCAUAUAAACACAUAAACCGCUUAAUUCUGUCAUAAUGACAAGAUAUGCACGAGUACGAACUCCUAUUACCGAGUUCAAAUUGCACAAUAAGGUGGAUUUGCACUCCAAAUGUCUUGUAAUGUUGAUAGACAUGUGAUUCAAUGAUUGGUUUAGUCAUAUAAACACAUAAACCGCUUAAUUGUUUCAUAAUGACAAGAUGUGCACGAGUACGAACUCUUAGUACCGAGUUCAAAUUGCACAAUAAGGUGGAUUUGCACCCCAAAUAUCUUAUAAUGUUGGUGGACAUGUGAUUCAGUGAUUGGUUUAGUCAUAUAAACACAUAAACCGCUUAAUUGUUUCAUAAUGGAAGAUAUGCACGUGUACGAACUCUUAUUACUGAGUUCAAAUUGUACAAUAUGGUGGAUUUGCACUCCAAAUGUCUUGUAAUGUUGAUAGACAUAUGAUUUAGUGAUUGGUUUAGUCAUAUAAACACAUAAACCGCUUAAUUGUUUCAUAAUGACAAGAUGUGAACGAGUACGAACUCUUAGUACCAAGUCCAAAUUGUACAAUAAGGUGGAUUUGCACUCCAAAUGUCUUGUAAUGUUGAUUGACAUGAGAUUCUUUGGUUGGUUUAGUCAUGUAAACACAUAAACGCUUAAAUUUUUCAUAAUGACAAGAUGUGCACGAGUACGAACUAUUAUUACCGAGUUCAAAUUGCACAAUAUGGUGGAUUUGCACUUCAAAUGUCUUGUAAUGUUGAUAAACAUAUGAUUUAGUGAUUGGUUUAGUCAUAUAAACACAUAAACCGCUUAAUUGUUUCAUAAUGACAAGAUGUGCACGAGUACGAACUCUUAGUACCGAGUUCAAAUUGCACAAUAAGGUGGAUUUGCACUCCAAAUGUCUUGUAAUGUUGAUAGACAUGUGAUUCUUUGAUUGGUUUAGUCAUAUAAACACAUACACCGCUUAAAUGUGUCAUAAUGACAAAACAGUCACGAGAAAUUAUUCUUAGUACCGACUCUAAAUUGUACAAUAAGGUGGAUUUGCACUCUAAAUGUUUUGUAAUGUUGAUAGAUAUGCGAUUCUAUGAUUGGUUUAGUCAUAUAAACACAUAAACCGCCUAUUAGUUUCAAAAUGACAAAACGUGCACAAGUUCAAACUCUUACUACCGAGUCAAAAGUGUACAAUAAUGUGGAUUUUCAAUCCAAAUUUCUGGUAACGUUGAUAGACAUGCGAUACUAUGAUUGGUUUAGUAAUAUAAACACAUUAACCGCUUAAUUGAAACAUAAUGACCAAACGUGCACAAGUACAAACACUUACUACCGAGUCCAAAUUGUACAAUAAGGUGGAUUUUCACUCCAAAUGUCAUGUAACGUUGAUACAUAUGUGAUUCAUUGAUUCGUUUAGUCAUAUAAACACAUAAAUCGCUUAAUUGUGUCAUAAUGACAAAACAUGCAUGAGAAAGUUUACUUAGUACCGACUCUAAAUUGUACAAUAAGGUGGAUUUGCACUCUAAAUGUCUUGUAAUGUUGAUAGAUAUGCGAUUCUAUGAUUGGUUUAGUCAUAUAAACACAUAAGCCGCCUAUUAGUUUCAUAAUGAAAAAACGUGCACAAGUUCAAACUCUUACUACCGAGUCAAAAGUGUACAAUAAGGUGGAUUUUCAAUCCAAAUUUCUUGUAACGUUGAUGGACAUGCGAUACUAUGAUUGGUUUAGUAAUAUAAACACAUUAACCGCUUAAUUAUGUCAUAAUGACAAGACAUGCACGAGUACAAACUCUUCCUACCGAGUUCAAAUUGUACAAUAAGGUGGAUUUUCACUCCAAAUGUCUUUUAACGUUGAUAGACAUGUGAUUCAUUGAUUGGUUUAAUCAUAUAAACACAUAACCGCCUAUUAGUUUCAUAAUGACAAAACGUGCACAAGUUAAAAAUCUUACUACCGAGUCAAAAGUGUACAAUAAGGUGGAUUUUCAAUCCAAAUUUCUUGUAAAGUUGAUAGACAUCCGAUACUAUGAUUGGUUUAGUAAUAUAAACACAUUAACCGCUUAAUUGUUUCAUAAUGACAAAACAUGCAUAAAUACAAACACUUAAUACCGAGUCCAAAUUGUACAAUAAGGUGAAUUUGCACUCCAAAUGUCAUGUAACGUUGAUAUAAUUGUGAUUAAUUGAUAUGUUUAGUCGUAUAAACACAUAAAUCGCUUAAUUGUGUCAUAAUGACAAACCAUGCACGAGAAAGUAUUCUUAGUACCGACUCUAAAUGUCUUUUAACGUUGAUAGACAUGUGAUUCAUUGAUUGGUUUAUGCAUAUAAACACAUAAACCGCUUAAUUAUGUCAUAAUUACAAGACGUGCACGAGUACAAACUCUUAGUACAUAGGCCAAAUUGUACAAUAAGAUGUGUUUGCACUCCAAAUGAAUUGUAAUGUGGAUAGACAUGUGAUACUAUGAUUGGUUUAGUAAUAUAAACACAUAAACCGCUUAAUUAUGUCAUAAUUACAAAACAUGCACGAGUACGAACUCUUUGUAAGGUGUCAAAAUUGUACAAUAAGGUGGAUUUGCAGUCCAAAUGUCUUGUAAUGUUGAUAGACAUGCGAUUCAUUGAAUGGUUUAGUCAUAUAAACACAUAAACCGCUUAAUUAUGUCAUAAUUAUAAGACGUGCACGAGUACGAACUCUGAGUACGUAGGCCAAAUUGUACAAUAAUGUGUGUUUGCACUCCAAAUGAAUUGUAAUGUUGAUAGACCUAUGAUACUAUGAUUGGUUUAGUAAUAUAAACACAUAAACCGCUUAAUUGUGUCAUAAUGACAAAACGUGCACAAGUACAAACAUAUACUACCGAGUCCAAAAAUAUACAAUAAGGUGGAUUUACACAUCCAAAUGUCUUGUAACGAUGAUAGACAUGUGAAUCAUUGAUUGAUUCAGUCAUAUAAACAAAUAAAGCGCUUAACUGUGUCCAAAUUACAAAACGUGCAAGAGUACGAACUCUUUGUAAGGAGUCAAAAUUGUACAAUAAGGUGGAUUUGCAGUCCAAAUGUCUUGUAAUGUUGAUAGACCUAUGAUUGAUUGAUUUGUUUAGUCAUAUAAACACAUAAACUGCUUAAUUGUGUCAUAAUUAGAAGACGUUGACGAGUACGAACUCUUAGCACGGAGGCCAAAUUGUACAAUAAGGUAGAUUUUCAAUCCAAAAGUCUUGUAACGUUGAUAGACAUGCGAUUCAUUGAUCGGGUUAGUCAUAUAAACACAUAAACCGCUUAAUUGUGUCAUAAUGACAAGACGUGCACGAGUACAAACUCUUCCUACGUAGUUCAAAUUGUACAAUAAGGUGGAUUUUCACUCCAAAUGUCUUUUAACGUUGAUAGACAUGUUAUUCAUUGAUUGGUUUAGUCAUAUAAACACAUAAAUCGCUUAAUUGUGUUAUAAUGACAAAACUGCAUGAGAAAGUUAACUUAGUACCGACUCUAAAUUGUACAAUAAGGUGAAUUUGCACUCUAAAUGUCUUGUAAUGUUGAUAGAUAUGAGAUUCUAUGAUUGGUUUAGUCAUAUAAACAUAUAAACCGCCUAUUAGUUUCAUAAUGACAAAACGUGCACAAGUUCAAACUCUUACUACCGAGUCAAAAGUGCACAAUAAGGUGGAUUUUCAAUCCAAAAUUUCUGGUAAAGUUGAUAGACAUGCUAUUAAUUGAUUGGUUUAGUCAUAUAAACACAUAAACCGCUUAAUUUAUAUCAUAAUGACAAGACGUGCACGAGUACAAAAUCUUCCUACCGAGUUCAAAUUGUACAAUACGGUGGAUUUUCACUCCAUAUGUCUUUUAACGUUGAUAUACUUGUGAUUCAUUGAUUGGUUUAGUCAUAUAAACACAUAAAUCGCUUAAUUAUGUCAUAAUGACAAACCAUGCACGAGAAAUUAUUCUUAGUACCGACACUAAAUUGUACGACAAGAUUAAUUGAUUAGUUUAGUUGUAUAAAUAUAUAAACUGGUUAAUUUUCAUAAUUAGAAGACGUGGACGAGUAUGAAUUCUUAGUACGGAGGCCAAAUUGUACAAUAAGGUGGAUUUACAAUCCAAAUGUCUUGUAACAUUUAUAGGCAUGCAAUUCAUUGAUUGGUUUAGUCAUACAAACACAUAAACCGCUUAAUUAUGUCAUAAUUACAAGACGUGCACGAGUAUGAACUCUUAGUACAUAGGCCAAAUUGUAAAUAAGGUGUGUUUGCACUCCAAAUGAAUUGUAAUGUUGAUAGACCUGUGAUACUAUGAUUGGUUUAGUAAUAUAAACACAUAAACCGCUUAAUUGUGUCAUAAUGACAAAACGUGCACAAGUACAAACAUUUACUACCGAGUCCAAGUUGUACAAUAUGGUGGAUUUGCACUCCAAAUGUCAUGUAACGUUGAUAGACAUGUGAUUAAUUGAUUUGUUUAGUCAUAUAAACACAUAAACUGCUUAAUUGUGUCAUAAUUAUAAGAUGUGGACUAUUACGAACUCUUAGUACGGAGGCCAAAUUGUUCAAUACGGUGGAUUUUCAAUCCAAAUUUCUUGUAACGUUGAUAGACAUGCGAUUCAUUGAUAGACAUCCAAAUUUCUUGUAACGUUGAUAUAUAAUUACAAGACGUGCCCGAGUACGAACUCUUAGUACAUAGGCCAAAUUGUACAAUAAGGUGUGUUUGCACUACAAAUGACAUGUGAUUAAUUGAUUUUUUUUAGUCGUAUAAACAGAUAAACUGGUUAAUUGUGUCAUAAUUAGAAGACGUGGACGAGUACGAAUUCUUAGUACGGAGGCAAAAUUGUACAAUAAGGUGGAUUUACAAUCCAAAUGUCUUGUAACGUUGAUAGGCAUGCGAUUUAUUGAUUGGUUUAGUCAAAUAAACAUAUAAACCGCUUAAUUAUGUCAUAAUUACAAGACGUGCACGAGUACGAACUCUUAGUACGUAGGCCAAAUUGUACAAUAAGGUGUGUAUUCAUUCCAAAUGAAUUGUAAUGUUGAUAGAACUGUGAUACUAUGAUUGGUUUAGUAAUAUAAACAGAUAAACCACUUAAUUGUGUCAUAAUGACAAAACGUGCACAAGUACAAACACUUACUACCGAGUCCAAAUUGUACAAUAAGUUGGAUUUGCACUCCAAAUGUCAUGUAACGUUGAUAGACAUGUGAUUAAUUGAUUUGUUUAGUCAUAUCUACACAUAAACUGUAACAUCGCGUUCUGGCAAAACCCAUAUUUCGAUCGCUAGAAAGUUCGCGAUUUAAAAUCGAGCAUUUCGACACUAUUUCGACGAAAAUCGGAUUAUCGAUCGAUCGGAUAAGUAUACGUAUUAAUUAUAUAUAUAUAUAUAUAUAUGUAAAAGCGGUCGGGAUAUAAAUUUUACCGUCCAUUUCCAUUCUCUCAUGCCAUUUCUUCUUCCACUUUCGAACCGAGAGAAAAGCAGAGCAAGCGAAGUUCAGGGGAACGUCGGGGAAAAAUUCUCCAGCUCAAUUCUUGAGUUACAGUGAUCCAAAAAUCCCGUAAGUAAUGCCUAAUUCAUCUAUUCAUCGUAAUUUAUCGAUUUAGAGCUUUAAAACGAGUUUUUGGUUCAGGAAUUUCUUGAAUUCCCGAUAAGCCAAAUUAGAGUUUCGGAGUAUCCGGAAGCCGGAUUGAGCCCAAAUUUCAUAUACGAGCUUCCUGCAGCGAGGUAAUCAAUCCUCUAGUUCUAAUCCCUGAAUUUCGGCUAUUAUUUAGGCCGGGGUCCAAACCGCUGAAUUUAGCUCCGGCUAGGGUUUGAUGUGUUUUUAUCGAGAAUUUGACGCGGAGCCUAGAACUAAUAUUGACGGGGAUACUGCAGGGGAUAUUAGGACGGUCUCGGAUUUUAAUUCGGGGUUCGUUCGUGAAAUUGACGUUUUAGUACGGGAGGCUAGAAUCGGUAUUUGAACGACCAGAACUGGUGAGGGAUUAGCACGGCAUACCGGGUUUGUCGUAUCACGAUAAUUAUAUUGAUGCUUAGAAUUGAUCUAGGUGAACUAGAAUGGCAUGAUUAUGGGUGUAUGGACUUCUCUGCUAUAUGAUGAACUAUAGGCUUCUGUAUGAUAUUAUUGACUUGCCCUAAUCGAUAUGGACCUUGUUUAUGUUGAUAAUUCCAUAUAUGUUGCCAGAUGUGGGUUUAAUUGUGAAUAUGCCUUAUGAUGGUUCGAGAAGGUGAUUGGAUAUGAUUUUUCAUGAUUGUUGUAUUUGGAUGCACAAGUGGGAAAAUAUAUAUUCCCUGGUGAUAUCAUGAUGUUUUAAGGAGGAUGACUUGCACGAGGGUUUAUCCCGAGGAAGUGCAACUAUACGACUCCUGGUUUACCUAUGUUGAGCCAAUUAUGGCCAGGUCAAGUACAUGUGCAAGUAAUGAAUUAUGAUUAAGCAAGAUGAGAUAUGAAUCAUGUAUAAGGAUACCAAAUAUGAGUGUUGUGCUCUCACGGUCAACUACAUAGUAAUUAGGGCUCCCUAUGCUAUUACUCUAUUAUGAUAUGUAUGAUAGUCACACCUCUCAUGUGGUGGUGACUGAAGAAUUCUUACGAGAUAUGACCACACCCAGAGUGGUGUCGAGGUAUGACUACACCCAUAGUGGUGUGGGUAUGUAUGACCACAUCCGACGGGAUGUUGGGGUAUGUAUGACUACAUCCGACGGGAUGUGGGGUAUGUUUCCCGGGAGAGUUAUUAGCAUGGGAGUAGCCAGGCGCCUAUGAUUAAAACAUGAUAAGAUGCAUAUGCAUAAGACAAAGUGGUUGAGUCUUUUGCUUAUUGGGAUAUGAGGAUGGCUGAGGUCCGAUCCUAGUGUUUUGGCUCGUUUGCUAGAUGUAUGGCAGGGGUAUGCUCUGUUAUGAACUCACGAUGCUAUGAUUAUCUCACUCAGCUAUGAGCUGACCCUCUUUUAUUCUUCUUCUCUGCUUAUGCUAUGUGUAAGCAGAUCAUCAGCAGCAGCAGUAGAUAAGUGUUAGGUGGGAGAGGAGCUAGAGUUGAAGCCAGGAUGAGGUAUGGUCUUCAACUAUUCUGUGCUUGGACUACUACUCGUGAUUUUGGCCAGUGAUCCACACCUUUUUGUAAAAGAAUGUUUUGAGAACGUUUUUCAUGUGCAUACUAGCUUCUGAUCUAGUGUGAGAUAUCCACAGGUGUGGAAAGUUAAUGAUAUGUGUAUAUGUUGUGAAACUGUGUAAGUUGUGACGAUUAUGGUAUGUAUAAGUAUGGUAUGCAGUUAGGAAGUAUGAAAAGUGUGACUAUGGCUAAGAAAAGCCAAUGCAUAUGGUUGUGAGUAUAUAUGUUUGUGAUGAAUUAUUUUGCAGGUUAAGUUGCAAGAACUGUUAGCCCAUUACGCGAGUAAUUCAUGUCGAAAUUUUAUUUAGGUAAAUUUUGAUAAUUAAUGUAACACCCGAGAUUAUUUCCGCUGCAAUUGUAUGAACAAUAUGAUUAGGCAAAACGUAUAGGGUAGGGUGUUACAUAAACUGCUUAAUUGUGUCAUAAUUAUAAGACGUGGGCUAGUACGAACUCUUAGUACGGAGGCCAAAUUAUACAAUAAGAUGGAUUUUCAAUCAUAAUUUCUUGUAAUGUUGGUAGACAUGAGAUUCAUUGAAUGGUUUAGUCAUAUAAACACAUAAAUCGCUUAAUUAUGUCAUAAUUAUAAGACGUACACGAGUAUGAACUCUUAGUACAUAGGCCAAAUAGUACAAUAAGAUGUGUUUGCACUCCAAAUGAAUUGUAAUGUUGAUAGACCUGUGAUACUAUUAUUGGUUUAGUAAUAUAAACACAGAAACCGCUUAAUUGUGUCAUAAUGACAAAACGUGCACAAGUACAAACACUUACUACCGAGUCCAAAUUGUACAAUAAGGUGGAUUUGCACUCAAAAUGUCUUGUAACGUUGAUAGACGUGUGAUUAAUUGAUUGGUUUAGACAUAUAAACACAUAAACUACUUAAUUGUGUCAUAAUUAUAAGACAUGGACUAGUACAAACUCUUAGUACGGAGGCCAAAUUGAUCAAUAAGGUGGAUUUUAAAUCCAAAUUUCUUGUAACGUUGAUAGACGUGCGAUUCAUUGAAUGGUUUAUUCAUAUAAACACAUAAACCGCUUCAUUAUGUCAUAAUUAUAAGACGUGCACGAGUACGAACUCUGAGUACGUAGGCCAAAUUGUACAAUAAGGAGUUUUUGCACUCCAAAUGAAUUGUAAUGUUGAUAGACCUAUGAUACUAUGAUUUGUUUAGUAAUAUAAACACAUAAACCGCUUAAUUGUGUCAUAAUGACAAAACGUGCACAAGUACAAACAUAUACUACCGAGUCCAAAAAUAUACAAUAAGGUGGAUUUACACAUCCAAAUGUCUUGUAACGAUGAUAGACAUGUGAAUCAUUGAUUGAUUCAGUCAUAUAAACAAAUAAAGCGCUUAACUGUGUCCAAAUUACAAAACGUGCAAGAGUACGAACUCUUUGUAAGGACAAAACGUGCACAAAUACAAACACUUACUACCGAGUCCAAAUUGUACAAUAAGGUUGAUUUGCACUCCAAAUGUCUUGUAACGUUGAUAGACAUGUGAUUAAUUGAUUUGUUUAGUCAUAUAAACACAUACACCGCUUAAUUAUGUCAUGAUUACAAGACGUGCACGAGUAUGAACUCUUAGUACAUAGGCCAAAUAGUACAAUAAGAUGUGUUUGCACUCCAAACGAAUUGUAAUGUUGAUAGACCUGUGAUACUAUUAUUGGUUUAGUAAUAUAAACACAUAAACCGCUUAAUUGUGUCAUAAUGACAAAACGUUCACAAGUACAAAAACUUACUACCGAGUUCAAAUUGUACAAUAAGGUGGAUUUGCACUCCAAAUGUCUUGUAACGUUGAUAGACGUGUGAUUAAUUGAUUGGUUUAGACAUAUAAACACAUAAACUACUUAAUUGUGUCAUAACUAUACGACAUGGAAUAGUACAAACUCUUAGUCCGGAGGCCAAAUUGUUCAAUAAGGUGGAUUUUAAAUCCAAAUUUCAUGUAACGUUGAUAGACGUGCGAUUCAUUGAAUGGCCUAUUCAUAUAAACACAUAAACCGCUUCAUUAUAUCAUAAUUAUAAGACGUGCACGAGUACGAACUCUGAGUACGUAGGCCAAAUUGUACAAUAAGGAGUUUUUGCCCUCCAAAUGAAUUGUAAUGUUGAUAGACCUAUGAUACUAUGAUUUGUUUAGUAAUAUAAACACAUAAAUCGCUUUGUUGUGUCAUAAUGACAAAACGUGCACAAGUACAAACACUUACUACCGAGUCCAAAUUGUACAAUAAGGUUGAUUUGCACUCCAAAUGUCUUGUAACGUUGAUAGACAUGUGAUUAAUUGAUUUGUUUAGUCGUAUAAACAGAUAAACAGGUUAAUUGUGUCACAAUUAGAAGACGUGGACGAGUACGAAUUCUUAGUACGGAGGCCAAAUUGUAUAAUAAGGUGGAUUUACAAUCCAAAUGUCUUGUAAUGUUGAUAGGCAUGCGAUUCAUUGAUUGGUUUAGUCAUAUAAACACUUAAACCGCUUAAUUAUGUCAUCAUUACAAGACGUGCAUGAGUACGAACUCUUAGUACAUAGGCCAAAUUGUACAAUAAGGUGUGUUUGCACUCCAAAUGAAUUGUAAUGUUGAUAGAACUGUGAUACUAUGAUUGGUUUAGUAAUAUAAACACAUAAACCGCUUAAUUGUGUCAUAAUGACAAAACGUGCACAAGUACAAACACUUACUACCGAGUCCAAAUUGUACAAUAAGGUGUAUUUGCACUCCAAAUGUCAUGUAACGUUGAUAGACAUGUGAUUAAUUGAUUUGUUUAGUCGUAUAAAUAGAUAAACAGGUUAAUUGUGUCACAAUUAGAAGACGUGGACGAGUACAAAUUCUUAGUACGGAGGCUAAAUUGUACAAUAACGUGGAUUUACAAUCCAAAUGUCUUGUAACGUUGAUAGGCAUGAGAUUCAUUGAUUGGUUUAGUCAUAUAAACACAUAAACCGCUUAAUUAUGUCAUCAUUACAAGACGUGCAUGAGUACGAACUCUUAGUACAUAGGCCAAAUUGUAUAAUAAGGUGUGUUUGCACUCCAAAUGAAUUGUAAUGUUGAUAGAACUGUGAUACUAUGAUUGGUUUAGUACUAUAAACACAUAAACCGCUUAAUUGUGUCAUAAUGACAAAACGUGCACAAGUACAAACACUUACUACCGAGUCCAAAUUGUACAAUAAGGUGUAUUUGCACUCCAAAUGUCAGGUAACGUUGAUAGACAAGUGUUUAAUUGAUUUGUUUAGUCAUAUAAACACAUAAAUUGCUUAAUAGUGUCAUAAUUAUAAGAUGUGGACUAGUACGAACUCUUAGUACGGAGGCCAAAUUGUACAAUAAGGUGGAUUUUCAAUCCAAAUUUCUUGUAAUGUUGAUAGACAUGCGAUUUAUUGAAUGGUUUAGUCAUAUAAACACAUAAACCACUUAAUUAUGUCAUAAUUAUAAGACGUGCGCGAGUACCAACUCUGAGUACGUAGGCCAAAUUGUAUAAUAAGGUGUGUUUGCACUCCAAAUGAAUUGUAAUAUUGAUAGACCUGUGAUACUAUGAUUGGUUUAGUAACAUAAACACAUAAACUGCUUAGUUGUGUCAUAAUGAAAAAACUUGCACAAGUACAAACACUUAAUACUGCGUCCAAAUUGUACAAAAAGGCGAAUUUACACAUCCAAAUGUCUUGUCACGAUGAUAUACAUGUGAUUCAUUGAAGGGUUUAGUCAUAUAAACAAAUAAACCGCUUAAUUGUGUCAUAAUUAUAAAACGUGCACGAGUACGAACUUUUUGUAAGGAGUCAAAAUUCUACAAUAAGGUGGAUUUGCAGUCCAAAUGUCUUGUAAUGUUGAUAGACAUAUGAUUCAUUGAUUUGUUUAGUCAUAUAAACAAAUAAACUACUUAAUUGUGUCAUAAUUAGAAUAUAUUGACGAGUACGAACUCUUAGUACGGAGAACAAAUAAUACAAUAAGGUGGAUUUUCAAUCCAAAAGUCAUGUAACGUUCAUAGACAUGCGAUUCAUUGAUUGGUUUAGUCAUAUAAACACAUAAACAGCUUAAUUGUGUCAUAAUGACAAGACGUGCACGAGUACAAACUCUUUCUACCGACUUGAAAUUGUACAAUAAGGUCGAUUUGCACUCCAAAUGUCUUAUAACGUUGAUAGACAUGUGAUUCAUUGAUUGGUUUGGUCUUAUAAACACAUAAAUCGCUUAAUUGUGUCAUAAUGACAAAACGUGCAUGAGAAAGUAUUCUUAGUACCGUCUCUAAAUUGUACAAUAAGGUGGAUUUUCACUCUAAAUGUCUUGUAAUGUUGAUAGAUAUGUGAUUCUAUGAUUGGUUUAGUCAUAUAAACACAUAAAUCGCUUAGUUGUGUCAUAAUGACAAAUCAUGCACAAGUACAAACACUUACUACCGAGUCCAAAUUGUACAAUAAGGUGGAUUUGCACUCCAAAUGUCUGGUAACGUUGAUAGACAUGUGAUUAAUUGAUUUGUUUAGUCGUAUAAACAGAUAAACUGGUUAAUUGUGUCAUAAUUAAACGACGUGGACGAGUACGAAUUCUUAGUACGGAGGCCAAAUUGUACAAUAAGGUGGAUUUACAAUCCAAAUGUCUUGUAACAUUGAUAGACAUGCGAUUCAUUGAUUGGUUUAGUCAUAUAAACACAUAAACCGCUUAAUUAUGUCAUAAUUACAAGACGUGCACGAGUAUGAACUCUUAGUACUGAUAAGCCCCAAACCACGAGGCUAGGUGACCGCUGCUCGAAAUUCUCUCAACUUCUCAAGUUUCUGUUGAGAAAGCCAGAUAUGUACCAAGGUAACAGGGAACUGGAUGGAGUUGGGUUGUGCAACUUCAACACCGACGUUCGGGGAAGAGGCUCGUCCCAAUUGAAAAGGCAACCCGACCACGAUUGAGGUGAUGACUCAAUCGAUACAAGGCUCGCUCGUCGUGGGAAAACACUCCGCACAACAAGGACAACUUCUUUGAGCAAAACACUCAAUGAACUAAGUUCUCGAUUAUUGACGUCCCAACAUUACAAUGGAGUUCUAGGCCUUUAAAUAGACAAACUUAAACCUAAAUCAACUACAAAACGAACAAGGAAAGACAAUUAAACUACACUACAACUAAGGUAACAAUUCCCAAACGGAAAAGGACUUCCAACUCGUCUAUAAUCCUCUUUCUUCUAGCUUAAGUAAACUGCCUCCAAAACAGGGUCCAUAGCAUCUUUAAGCACCUCGUUCACAUCCCUCCAGGCCUCCAUCUUCUUAUCCAAUUCCUUUCCUCUGUAGACAAAAAUACUUAAUUUUAUGUAGUGCAAAGAACUUCCCUUGAAUCGACUCCAUCUGCUCAGAAUAGAGCUCCAAAGUGACCUGCCUGAACUUGCCUCCAGACUUAGCCAAAUUCUGGCUGUUCGCCAGUUUUGAGAUAGCUACUUUGACGCCUUGAAACACAGCUUUAAUGGAUUUGUAUAAGCCCGAAUCCCAUGCCAUAUUAAAGAGGGAGUUCUUAUAUUCAAACCAACACCUUAAACUCUCAUUUAUUCCAACCCAAUCGGAAGAUUCGAGCUCGCAAAGUAGGCUACCCGAACUCGUCAUAACACUUAGCCAAAAAUUCAGGUUGUGCAAAUGAGUUGGCUUAACUUCUUGAACAAACAAAUCGAGCUUGGAAUGGAAGCAAUUCAAGCUCAUAUCAAGUACAUAGGCCAAAUUGUAGAAUAAGGUGUGUUUGCACUCCAAAUGAAUUGUAAGGUUGAUAGACCUGUGAUACUAUGAUUGGUUUAGUAAUAUAAACACAUAAACCGCUUAAUUGUGUCAUAAUGACAAAACGUGCCUAAGUACAAACUCUUCCUACAGAGUCCAAAUUGUACAAUAGGGUGGAUUUGCACUCCAAAUGUCUUGUAACAUUGAUAGACCUGUGAUACUAUGAUUGGUUUAGUAAUAUAAACACAUAAACCGCAUAGUUGUGUCAUAAUGAAAAAACGUGCACAAGAAAGUAUUCUUAGUACCGACUUUAAAUUGUACAAUAAGGUGGAUUUGCACUCUAAAUGUCUUGUAAUGUUGAUAGAUAUGUGAUUCUAUGAUUGGUUUAGUCAUAUAAACACAUAAACAGCCUAUUUGUGUCAUAAUGACAAAACGUGCACAAGUUCAAACUCUUAGUACCGAGUCAAAAGUGUACAAUAAGGUGGAUUUUCAAUCCAAAUUUCUUCUAACGUUGAUAGACAUGCUAUUCAUUGAAUGGUUUAGUCAUAUAAACACAUAAACCGCUUAAUUAUGUCAUAAUUAUAAGACCUGCACGAGUACGAACUCUGAGUACGUAGGCCAAAUAGUACAAUAAGUUGUGUUUGCACUCCAAAUGAAUUGAAAUGUCGAUAGGCCUGUGUUACUAUGAUUGUUUUAGUAAUAUAAACACAUAAACCGCUUAGUUGUGUCAUAAUGAAAAUACGUGCACAAGUACAAACACUUACUACUGAGUCCAAAUUGUACAAUAAGGUGGAUUUACACAUCCAAAUGUCUUGUCACGAUGAUAGACUUAUGAUUUAUUGAAGGGUUUAGUCAUAUAAACAAAUAAACCGCUUAAUUGUGUCAUUAUUACAAAACGUGCACGAGUACAAACUUUUUGUAAGGAGUCAAAAUUCUACAAUAAGGUGGAUUUGCAGUCCAAAUGUCUUGUAAUGUUGAUAGACCUAUUAUUCAUUGAUUUGUUUAGUCAUAUAAAUACAUAAACUACUUAAUUGUUUUAUAAUUAAAAUACGUUGACGAGUACGAACUCUUAGUACGGAGAAAAAAUUCUACAAUAAGGUGGAUUUUCAAUCCAAAAGUCUUGUAACGUUGAUAGACAUGCGAUUCAUUGAUUGGUUUAGUCAUAUAAACACAUGAACAACUUAAUUGUGUCAUAAUGACAAGACGUGCAAGAGUACAAACUCUUUCUACCGACUUCAAAUUGUACAAUAAGGUCGAUUUGCACUCCAAUUAUCUUAUAACGUUGAUAGACAUGUGAUUCAUUGGUUGGUUUUGUCAUAUAAACACAUAAAUCGCUUAAUUGUGUCAGACUGACAAAACGUGCACGAGAAAGUAUUCUUAGUACCGACUCUAAAUUGUACAAUAAGGUGGAUUUGCACUCUAAAUGUCUUGUAAUGUUGAUAGAUAUGUGAUCCUAUGAUUGGUUUAGUCAUAUAAACACAUAAACCGCCUAUUUGUGUCAUAAUGUCAAAUCUUGCACAAGUUCAAACUCUUACUACCGAGUCAAAAGUUUAAAAUAAGGUGGAUUUGCACUCCAAUUUUUUGUAACAUUGAUAGACAUGUGAUUCAUUAAUUGGUUUAUUCAUAUAAACAAAUAAACGGCCUAUUUGUGUCAUAAUGACAAAACGUGCACAAGUUCAAACUCUCAGUACCGAGUCAAAAGUGUACAAUAAGGGGGAUUUUCAAUCCAAAUUUCUUGUAACGUUGAUAGACAUGCGAUUCAUUGAUUGGUUUAGUCAUAUAAACACAUACACCGUUUAAUUAUGUCAUAAUUACAAGACGUGCAAGAGUAGGAACUCUUAGUACAUAGGCCAAAUUGUACAAUAGGGUGUAUUUGCACUCCAAAUGAAUUGUAAUGUUGAUAUACCUGUGAUACUAUGAUUAGUUGAGUAAUAUAAACACAUAAACCGCUUACUUGUGUCGUAAUGACAAAACGUGCACAAGUACAAACACUUACUACGGAAUCCCAAUUGUACAAUAAGGUGGAUUUGCACUCCAAAUGUCUUUUAACGUUGAUAGACAUAUGAUUCAUUGACUGGUUUAGUCAUAUAAACAAAUAAACCACUUAAUUGUGUCAUAAUUACAAAACGUGCACGAGUACGAACUCUUUUUAAGGAGUCAAAAUUCUACAAUAAGGUGGAUUUGCACACCAAAUGUCUUGUAACGUUGAUAGACAUGUGAUUCAUUGAUUGGUUUAGUCAUAUAAACAAAUUAACCGCUUAAUUGUGUCAUAAUUACAAAACGUGCACGAGUACGAACUUUUUGUAAGGAGUCAAAAUUGUACAAUAAGGUGGAUUUGAAGUCCAAAUGUCUUGUAAUGUUGUUAGAAAUGCGACUCAUUGAAUGGUUUAGUCAUAUAAACACAUAAACCGCUUAAUUAUGUCAUAAUUAUAAAACAUGUACGAGUACGAACUCUGAGUACGUAGGCCAAAUUGUACAAUAAGGUGUGUUUGCACUCCAAAUGAAUUGUAAUGUGGAUAGACCUGUUAUACUAUGAUUGGUUUAGUAAUAUAAAUACAUAAACCGCUUAGUUGUGUCAUAAUGACAAAACGUGCACAAGUACAAACACUUACUACCGAGUCCAAAUUGUACAAUAAGGUGGAUUUGCACUCCAAAUGUCUUGAAACAUUGAUAGACAGGUGAUUAAUUGAUAUGUUUAGUUAUAUAAACACAUAAACCGCUUAAUUAUGUCAUAAUUACAAGACGUGCACGAGUACGAAUUCUUAGUACAUUGGCCAAAUUGUAGAAUAAGGUGUGUUUGCACUCCAAAUGAAUUGUAAUGGUGAUAGACCUGUGAUACUAUGAUUGGUUUAGUAACCCGCUUAAUUGUGUCAUAAUGAAAAAACGUACCUAAGUACAAACUCUUCCUACCGACUCCAAAUUGUACAAUAAAGUGGAUUUUGCACAUCCAAAUGUCUUGUAACGAUGAUAGACAUGUGAUUCAUUGAUUGGUUUAGUCAAAUAAACAAAUAAACCGCUUAAUUAUGUCAUAAUUACAAUACGUGCACGAGUACGAACUCUUUGUGAGGAGUCAAAAUUCUACAAUAAGGUGGAUUUGCAGUCCAAAUGUCUUGUAAUUUUGAUAGACCUAUGAUUCAUUAAUUUGUUUAGUCAUAUAAACACAUAAACUGCUUAAUUGUGUCAUAAUUAGAAGACGUUGACGAGUACAAACUCUUAGUACGGAGGCCAAAUUGUACAAUAAGGUGGAUUUUCAAUCAAAAAGUCUUGUAACGUUGAUAGACAUGCGAUUCAUUGAUUGGUUUAGUCAUAUGCACACAUAAACCGCUUAAUUGUCAUAAUGACAAGACGUGCACGAGUACAAACUCUACCUACCGACUUCGAAUUGUACAAUAAGGUGGAUUUGCACUCCAAAUUUCUUUUAACGUUGAUAGACAUGUGAUUCAUUGAUUGGUUUAGUCAUAUAAACACAUAAACUGCUUAAUUAUGUCAUAAUUAUAAGACGUGCACGAGUACAAACUCUUAGUACAUAGGCCAAAUUGUACAAUAAGGCGGGUUUGCACUCCAAAUGUUUUGUAAUGUUGAUAGACCUGUGAUUCUAUGAUUGGUUUAGUAAACCGCUUAAUUGUGUCAUAAUGACAAAACGUGCCUAAGUACAAACUCUUUCUACCGAGUCCAAAUUGUACAAUAGGGUGGAUUUGCACUCCAAAUGUCUUGUAACAUUGAUAGACAUGUGAUUCAUUGAUUGAUUUAGUCAUAAAAACACAUAAAUAGCUUAAUUAUGUCAUAAUUAUAAGACGUGCACGAGUACAAACUCUUAGUACAUAGGCCAAAUUGUACAAAAAGGCGAGUUUGCACUCCAAAUGUUUUGCGAUGUUGAUAGACAUGUGAUUCUAUAGUUGGUUUAGUCAUAUAAACACAUAAACUGCUUAAUUGGGUCAUAAUGACAAAACGUGCACAAGUACAAACACUUACUACCGAGUCCAAAUUGUACAAUAAAGUGGAUUAACACAUCCAAUGUCUUGUCAAGAUGAUAGACAUGUGAUUCAUUGAUUGGUUUAGUCAUAUAAAAAAAUUAAAUGCUUAAUUGUGUCAUAAUUACAAAAUGUGCACGAGUACGAUCUUUUUGUAAGUAGUCAAAAUUCUACAAUAAGGUGGAUUUGCAGUCCAAAUGUCUUGUAAUGUUGAUAGAUCUAUGAUUCAUUGAUUUGUUUAGUCAUAUAAACACAUAAACUACUUAAUUGUGUCAUAAUUAGAAGACGUUGAUGAGUACGAAUUCUUAGUACGGUGAACAAAUUGUACAAUAAGGUGGAUUUUCAAUCCAAAAGUCUUGUAACGUUGAUAGACAUGCGAUUCAUUGAUUUGUUUAGUCAUACAAACACAUAAAUCUCUUAAUUGUGUCACAAUGACAAAACGGUGCACGAGAAAGUAUUCUUAGUACCGAGUCCAAACUGUACAAUAAAAUGGAUUUGCACUUCAAAUGUCAUGUAAAAUUGAUAGACAUUUGAUUCAUUGAUUGGUUUAGUCAUAUAAACAAAUAAACCGCUUAACUUUGUCUAAUAAAAAAACGUGCACAAAUACAAACUCUUCCUACCGAGUCCAAAUUGUACAAUAAGGUAGAUUUGCACUCCAAAUGUCUUGUAACUUUGAUAGACAUGUGAUUCAUUAAUUGGUUAAGUCAUAUAAACACAUAAAUCACUAAAUUGUGUCAUAAUUACAAGACGUGCACGAACUCUUAGUACAUAGGCCAAAUGUCACAAUAAGGUGGGUUUGCACUCCAGAUAUUUUGUAAUGUUGAUAGACAUGUGGUUCUAUGAUUGGUUUAGUAAUAUAAACACAUAAACUGCUUAAUUGAGUCAUAAUAACAAAACGUACACGAGUGCGAACUCUUAGUACGAUUCUAAAUUGUACAACAAGGUCAAUUUGCACUUCAAAUGUGAGGUCAUCAAGCUUGAUGUAUAUAAUGUGCAUUGACAUACCCGAACUCGGCAAUGGCACUGCUUAACUGUGUCUUAAUGACAAAAUGUACACAAGUUCAAACUCUUCCUAUCGAGUCCAAAUUGUACAAUAAGGUGUAUGUGCAAUCCAAAUGUCUUGUAACAUUGAUAGCCAUGUGAUUCAUUGAUUGGUUUAGUCAUAUAAACACACAAAUCGCUUAAUUGUGUCAUAAUUACAAGACACGCACGAGUACGAAUUCUUAGUACAUAAGCCAAAUUGUACAAUAACGUGGAUUUGCACACCAAAUGUCUGGUAAUGUUGAUAUACAUGUGAUUCAUUUACUAAUUUAUUCAUAUAAACACAUAAACCGCUUAAUUAUGUCAUAAUUACAAGACGUGCACGAGUACGAAUUCUUAGUACAUUGGCCAAAUUGUAGAAUAAGGUGUGUUUGCACUCCAAAUGAAUUGUAAUGGUGAUAGACCUGUGAUACUAUGAUUGGUUUAGUAACCCGCUUAAUUGUGUCAUAAUGAAAAAACGUACCUAAGUACAAACUCUUCCUACCGACUCCAAAUUGUACAAUAAAGUGGAUUUUGCACAUCCAAAUGUCUUGUAACGAUGAUAGACAUGUGAUUCAUUGAUUGGUUUAGUCAAAUAAACAAAUAAACCGCUUAAUUAUGUCAUAAUUACAAUACGUGCACGAGUACGAACUCUUUGUGAGGAGUCAAAAUUCUACAAUAAGGUGGAUUUGCAGUCCAAAUGUCUUGUAAUUUUGAUAGACCUAUGAUUCAUUAAUUUGUUUAGUCAUAUAAACACAUAAACUGCUUAAUUGUGUCAUAAUUAGAAGACGUUGACGAGUACAAACUCUUAGUACGGAGGCCAAAUUGUACAAUAAGGUGGAUUUUCAAUCAAAAAGUCUUGUAACGUUGAUAGACAUGCGAUUCAUUGAUUGGUUUAGUCAUAUGCACACAUAAACCGCUUAAUUGUCAUAAUGACAAGACGUGCACGAGUACAAACUCUACCUACCGACUUCGAAUUGUACAAUAAGGUGGAUUUGCACUCCAAAUUUCUUUUAACGUUGAUAGACAUGUGAUUCAUUGAUUGGUUUAGUCAUAUAAACACAUAAACUGCUUAAUUAUGUCAUAAUUAUAAGACGUGCACGAGUACAAACUCUUAGUACAUAGGCCAAAUUGUACAAUAAGGCGGGUUUGCACUCCAAAUGUUUUGUAAUGUUGAUAGACCUGUGAUUCUAUGAUUGGUUUAGUAAACCGCUUAAUUGUGUCAUAAUGACAAAACGUGCCUAAGUACAAACUCUUUCUACCGAGUCCAAAUUGUACAAUAGGGUGGAUUUGCACUCCAAAUGUCUUGUAACAUUGAUAGACAUGUGAUUCAUUGAUUGAUUUAGUCAUAAAAACACAUAAAUAGCUUAAUUAUGUCAUAAUUAUAAGACGUGCACGAGUACAAACUCUUAGUACAUAGGCCAAAUUGUACAAAAAGGCGAGUUUGCACUCCAAAUGUUUUGCGAUGUUGAUAGACAUGUGAUUCUAUAGUUGGUUUAGUCAUAUAAACACAUAAACUGCUUAAUUGGGUCAUAAUGACAAAACGUGCACAAGUACAAACACUUACUACCGAGUCCAAAUUGUACAAUAAAGUGGAUUAACACAUCCAAUGUCUUGUCAAGAUGAUAGACAUGUGAUUCAUUGAUUGGUUUAGUCAUAUAAAAAAAUUAAAUGCUUAAUUGUGUCAUAAUUACAAAAUGUGCACGAGUACGAUCUUUUUGUAAGUAGUCAAAAUUCUACAAUAAGGUGGAUUUGCAGUCCAAAUGUCUUGUAAUGUUGAUAGAUCUAUGAUUCAUUGAUUUGUUUAGUCAUAUAAACACAUAAACUACUUAAUUGUGUCAUAAUUAGAAGACGUUGAUGAGUACGAAUUCUUAGUACGGUGAACAAAUUGUACAAUAAGGUGGAUUUUCAAUCCAAAAGUCUUGUAACGUUGAUAGACAUGCGAUUCAUUGAUUUGUUUAGUCAUACAAACACAUAAAUCUCUUAAUUGUGUCACAAUGACAAAACGGUGCACGAGAAAGUAUUCUUAGUACCGAGUCCAAACUGUACAAUAAAAUGGAUUUGCACUUCAAAUGUCAUGUAAAAUUGAUAGACAUUUGAUUCAUUGAUUGGUUUAGUCAUAUAAACAAAUAAACCGCUUAACUUUGUCUAAUAAAAAAACGUGCACAAAUACAAACUCUUCCUACCGAGUCCAAAUUGUACAAUAAGGUAGAUUUGCACUCCAAAUGUCUUGUAACUUUGAUAGACAUGUGAUUCAUUAAUUGGUUAAGUCAUAUAAACACAUAAAUCACUAAAUUGUGUCAUAAUUACAAGACGUGCACGAACUCUUAGUACAUAGGCCAAAUGUCACAAUAAGGUGGGUUUGCACUCCAGAUAUUUUGUAAUGUUGAUAGACAUGUGGUUCUAUGAUUGGUUUAGUAAUAUAAACACAUAAACUGCUUAAUUGAGUCAUAAUAACAAAACGUACACGAGUGCGAACUCUUAGUACGAUUCUAAAUUGUACAACAAGGUCAAUUUGCACUUCAAAUGUGAGGUCAUCAAGCUUGAUGUAUAUAAUGUGCAUUGACAUACCCGAACUCGGCAAUGGCACUGCUUAACUGUGUCUUAAUGACAAAAUGUACACAAGUUCAAACUCUUCCUAUCGAGUCCAAAUUGUACAAUAAGGUGUAUGUGCAAUCCAAAUGUCUUGUAACAUUGAUAGCCAUGUGAUUCAUUGAUUGGUUUAGUCAUAUAAACACACAAAUCGCUUAAUUGUGUCAUAAUUACAAGACACGCACGAGUACGAAUUCUUAGUACAUAAGCCAAAUUGUACAAUAACGUGGAUUUGCACUCCAAAUGUCUGGUAAUGUUGAUAUACAUGUGAUUCAUUUACUAAUUUAUUCAUAUAAACACAUAAACCGCUUAAUUAUGUCAUAAUUACAAGACGUGCAUGAGUACAAAUUCUUAGUACAUAGGCCAAAUUGUACAAUAACGUGGAUUCGCACUCCAAAUGUCUCGUAAUGUUGAUAGACAUGUGAUUCAUUGAUUGAUUUAGUAAUAUAAACACAUAAACCGCUUAAUUAUGUGAUCAUUACAAGACGUGCAUGAGUACGAACUCAAUACAUAGGCCAAAUUCUACAAUAAGGUGAGUUUGCACUCCAAAUAUCUUAUAAUGUUGAUAGACAUGAGAUUCUAUGAUGUGUUUAGUCUUAUAAACACAAAAACAACAUAAUUGUAUCAUAAUGACAAAACGUGAACGAGUACAAACUCUUAGUACCGACUCUAAAUUGUACAAUAAGGUGGAUUUGCACUCCGAAUUUCUUGUAAUGUAGAUAGACAUAUGAUUUAGUGAAUGGUUUAGUCAUAUAAACACAUUAACCACUUAAUUGUGUCACAAUGACAAAACGUGCACAAGGACAAACUCUUACUAAUGAGUCCAAAUUGUACAAUAAGGAGGAUUUUCACUCCAAAUGUCUUGUAACGUUUAUUGACAUGUUUCGUUGAUUGGUUUAUUCAUAUAAACACAUAAACCUCAUAAUCGUGUCAUAAUUACAAAACAUGCACGUGUACGAAUUCUUAGUACGAAGUCAAAAUGGUACAAUAAGGUGGAUUUGCAGUACAAAUGUCUUGUAAUGUUGGUAGGCUUGUGAUUCAUUGAUAGGUUUAGUCAUAUAAACACAUAAACCGCUUAAUUGUUUUAUAAUUAUAAGACGUGUGCGAGUACAAACUCAUAGUACAGAGGAAAAAUUGUACAAUAAGGUGGAUUUGCACACCAAAUGUCUGGUAAUAGUGAUAUACAAGUGAUUCAUUGAUUAGUUUAGUCAUAUAAACACAUAAACCACUUAAUUGUGUAAUAAUGAUGAAACGUGCACAAUUAUAAACUCUUCCUACAGAGUCCAAAUUGUACAAUAAGGUGGAUUUGCAUUGCAAAUGUCUUGAAAUGUUGAUAGCAAUGUGAUUCAUUGAUUGGUUUAGUCAUAUAAACACAUAAACCGCUUAAUUGUUUCAUAAUUACAAGACGUGCACAAGUACAAACUCUUCCUACCGAGUCCAAAUUGUGCAAUAACGUGGAUUUGCACUCCAAAUGUCUUGUAAUGUUGAUAGACAUGUGAUUCAUUGAUUGAUUUAGUCAUAUAAACAAAUAAACCGCUUAAUUAUGUCAUAAUUACAAGACGUGCACGGGUACGAACUCAAUACAUAGGACAAAUUGUACAAUAAGGUGGGUUUGCAAUACAAAUGUCUUGUAAUGUUAUAGACAUGUGAUUCUAUGAUUGGUUUAGUCAUAUAAACACAUAAACCGCGUAAUUGUAUUAGAACGGAAAAACAUGCACGAUUACGAACUCCUAGUACCGACUCCAAAUUGUACAAUAAGGUGGAUUUUCACUCCAAAUGUCUUGUAAUUUAGAUAGACAUAUGAUUCAAUGAAUGGUUGAUAGAAACACGUUUCUUAUUCCAUCAUAAUUAUCAUAAUGAUUAUUAUUAGGAUAUUUACAUUUAAGGAUAGUAGUCUUUUUGUAGGAUUAGGUUUGUUAUUAGGUUUUCCUAUCUUUCCUAUAAAUAUGUAAUUGGGGUUUCAUUAUCAAUCAAGAAAUAACAAUUAUCCAGAAGGUAUCUCUCCCAAAACCCUAAUCCUCUAUCUCCUAAUUUCUCGUUCUCUUGCCCUCUAAGGCUUCGGCUGAAUCUAGCCUCUAUUCUUCUUCUUCCUCUAAUUUCCAAUCUCAAAACCCUAAUUCUGUUUUUAAUCCCUAAAUUCCAAUCUAACGACCAAACCCAAUAGAACCCUAAUCCCAGGUUCUAUCAUUGGGUAUCAGAGCCAUGGUCGAAAAUCUGAGUUCGUCACAACUCUCACCCAGGGACCACUAUCGCGUGUUGAACGAGUGCCUUUGCAAGCUGGAAACCCUCAUGGUCAAACAAGAUGCAUAAUGGGAGCAGAGGGACACAUAGUUCACACGACUCCUAGACCUGAUUAGCAAAAGGGUCACCACGGUUGAAUCACCACCUACGGCCGCGACAUCUCCUGUCCACGACGAGAAGAUAGACCAAACGGCCGUAGAGGAGCUGAUGGCGGCGGAGCUUCCAACCUCACAAGAGACAAUGAACUGCGUCGAGACUAAUGAGAAAAGGGCGCUCGCUGCAGGUAUCCCGAUCGCUGCUCUAAACCAAGGAAAGGAGACUCCGGGCGCCAUCGAUAAACAUUAGCCUCUGUUAGGAACGGAACAACAACAGGAACGAGGUUACCGAAUCUGGAGCUGAGUCGCGGACUAGGUCGCUCUCUUUAAGACGUUCGCGACACUGCCUUCGAUGCGCACGGCAGACUAUCAACCGGUCGUCUCCAGGAUAAAACAGCUCCUCUCAAUACUCGCGGUUUUGUGCGAAAACCGAAGCUCUCUAAACACUCUCUCUAUUGUGUUUCUGCUCGUUGUCAUGUGAUUAGAGGGGCUGGGGAGGCGGCUAUUUAUAGGAGCCGAACCCCUAGGAAUAUACCCUCUUGCUUGGGGAAUAAGUCGGAUUAAUUAAGGAAGAUAAUUACUUCCUUAAUUAAAACCGUCGGUUAAGAUAAACCUGGAGGGAUUAUCCUUCGAAUAUUCCGUUUUAGUCGAUUAUCCUUAGGAAUAUACCUCAGAAUAACCGAUUAAUAAUUAAUUAUUAGAUAAUUAAUUUCGUUCAGAAUUUCUCCAAAAAUAUAUAUAUAGUCUCAAGUGAACCAACCAACCGGCCGGUCGCUCGGACGGACGGACGGCGCGCGCGCGUGCGUGUGUGGUGGUCCGUUAGGUCCUCCCUCUCCCACAAAAGUGGGUCACCCCAAGGGGCAUGCCCUUGGGAGAGAGGCUCCUAUCUUUAUACACAUUUCACCAAGUAAAACUACCAAUGUGGUAGUUUUUCCACUAGAGACUCUAUAGCUUUCAAAGCUAUUCAUAUACAUUUCCAACAAUCCCCCACUUGAAUAGUUUUGAAACUAUCUCUGAGCAUCAACAGUUCCAUAAGAUCGGGCAUAAGCUAAGGUAUCGCGAAGAUUUGAACCUUAGCGUAGUGGUUACACUUCCGAUUUCAUAAGGGUGACUCGUAGUCUUGAACCCUAUCUCCGACAGUGUAGCACACCAGAUCUUUUCAUUGAGUUGUGUUCUCUUCAUAGCCCGUGCGUUUGUGGCCAUGCACGUUACCUUGGUUUAGUGAACGCUCUAGCAACUUUGUGCCUCCAAAGUUCCAUAGGGAGCGGCCCCACUCCCACAUUCACAUAGGUGAGUCUAUCAAGAGUACCCCCCAAAGUAAAGUACUCCACCCCAUAUAGGGUAUAGAUCUCAUUAAGAGUUAUUAACUCAACCUCCAUUGCUUUGGGAUUCAUGCUUCACCAUGCAUGAACUUUUCGCAUACUACUCAUGACUUGUUAUUACCCAUUGAACCCAUUUCUUGGGAUCUCCAGUCUAUUGGGUCAGGUUACCAUCACUUGUAGUCCGUGGUUCGGUAGGCAUAAGUCCCAUACCCUUGGCGGUAUUCUGGACUUUCUCUCUAGGUAAUCCUUUCGUCAAAGGAUCAGCUAGAUUCUGUUCGGAUCUUAUAUGAUCCACCCUCACUGCUCCUAUUGUUAGGAGUUCUCUUACAGUACUGUGCUUACGACGAAUAUGUCAUUUCUUUCCGUUAUAGAACCGGUUCACAACUUUAGCAAUAGCUGCGGUACUAUCACAAUGGAUCAAUACAGGAGGGACCGGUCUUUCCCAUAUGGGAAUCUCUGACAACAAUCCUCUCAAAAAAGCGGUCUUAACAUCCAUUUGAUGUACCACAAGAUUGUUCAAGGCAGCAAGAGCAAUCAUUACACGAAUGGAUAUUAUUCUAGAUACUGGUGAAUAGGUAUCGAAGAAAUCUAUAUUCUCUCUCUGCCUGUAGCCCUUAACUACUAGGCGAGCUCGGAACCUUUCGAUUGCACCAUCAGGUUUCCGUUUCGUUUUUAGAACCCAUUUAUUACCUAAGACUUUGCAGCCAGGAGGUAAGUCUGUUAGAUGCCAAGUCUUAUUAGCUUCUAACGAUUCCAUUUCAUCUAUAACGGCCUCAUUCCAAAAAUCUGCAUCUACGGAAGUUAAUGCUUCCUGCAAACUUUUUGGAUCUUCGAGGGUGAAUACUGUAGUAAAGUCAUCACCAAAAUCUUUAGAGAUUCUAGCUCUUUUACUUCUUCUGAGUUCAUCCUUAAAACCAACACCCCCACUAGUUCCGUUAUCUCUAAUAGCGGGUAGUACAUUACCCCCACUAUUUCUCGUUUUAAAUGGAAAUCGUGUCUCAAAGAAAUCAGCAUCAAUGGAUUCUAUUAUAGUACGAGCAUUCAAAUCAUAGAAUCUAUAUGCCUUACUAUUGGCCGCAUAGCCAACGAAGACACAUUCAUAUGCUCGACUAGCCAAUUUAAUCCUCUUAGGAUCCGGAAUUCUUACGUAGGCCAAACAGUCCCAUGUUCUUAAAUAGGACAGAUUAGGUGGCUUAUUCUUCAAGAUCUCAUAGGGUGAUUCUUUUCUAUUUGUUUUUAGAAGACGGUUUAGCACAUAGCAAACUGUCAACAAAAUAUCACCCCACCAAGAAGAAGCAGCUCCAGAAUUGAGCAUAAUAGCCACAACUAAUUCUGUAAACGUCCUAUUUUUCCGCUAAGCUUUACCAUUCAUUUCUGGUGAAUAUGGUGCCGUGGUUUCAUGAAUGAUACCAUGUGAGCUAUAGAAUUCCUUGAAGGGAUUAGAGUCAUACUCUGAUCCUCUAUCACUCCUAAGUCUUUUUAUCUUUCGAUUGCACUGAUUUUCAAAUUCAACCACAAAUACCUUGAACAUAUCAAGGGCUUCACUUUUGUUUUUCAUCAAAUAAACAAAGCAAUAAUCAGAGCAAUCAUCUAUGAAAGUGAUAAAGUAUCUCUUGCCAGACCUAGUUAACGUCCCAUCUAGUUCACAAAUAUCAGAAUGAAUAAGAUCUAAGGGUUCUGAUUCUCUAGUCACAGAUUUAUGGGGCGUUUUCGUUAUUUUAGCUUGGGUACAGAAAUCACAUUUAUCAAAUUCAUUCAUUGAGAGUUUAGGGAUAUGUCCUAGCUUGCUUAAAUUCUUCACAAUACGUGUGUUCACAUGACAAAGACGCGCAUGCCAGACAUUCAAAUCACACACCAUGUAAACUGAAGAAUUCAUCUUAUUAAUUUCGACAUUCAACUUGAACAUCCCAUUACAUGCAUAUCCCUUUCCCACAAAACUCCCAUUCUUAGUGAGGGUAUACAAGUCUGCCCCAAUAGAUUGAUUAAACCCAGCCUUAUUAAGAAGAUAUCCCGAAACAAGAUUCUUCCUUAUCUCUGGAGUGUGCAACACAUCCUUGAGCACCAUCUUCUUCCCGGAGGUGAAGUUCAGCUCCACUUCACCAGAACCAGCAACCAUAGUGGUGUGAGUAGUCCCCAACAACACUUUCUUGUCAGCAGGUGCUUCUGUGUAUGUUUUAAACAUAGCACGAUUGUUGCAUACAUGCUUCGAUGCACCUGUAUCCAGCCACCAUCCUUCUGAGUCACCGGUGAGGUUAACUUCAGCGAUUAUUUCUGUGAUCAUGGCUAUCAAAUCCUCUUCUGUCAAGUUAACCCUGGCCGCAACGGCAGGGUUUUGCUUGUUCCGGCACUUCUUUGCCAUAUGACCCGGUUUUCCACAGUUAUAGCAGAUAAAUGGUGGGUCAUUCUUAGAGGUUUGGGCCAUGACCCUUUGGUUACCUCGAGAGGCACCAUUCUGGUGGGGGCGGACCUGCUGGUUCUUACUCUUAAACCCUUUCUGGUUAGGUUUAAGAGCUCUAGGGGUGGGUCGUUUAGCAGUGACGACCAUCACCUCUUCUUUCAUAUCCUGCUUGCAGGACUCUCCCUCAAUCCUUAGGCGUGUAAUCAAGCUUUCCAGUGAAAAUUCUUUGGUUUUGUGCCUAAGCAUAUUCUUAAAAUCUUUCCACGAAGGGGCAGCUUAUCAAUAAUGCAAGCAACUUGAAAUUGAUCGUCCAGAGGCAUUCCUUCAGAGACGAUCUCAUGAGCUAUUUUCUGAAGUUCGUGGGACUGAACUUCGACGGACUUGUCAUCCACCAUCUGGUAGCGCAGGUAGCGGCUGACAGCAUACUUCUUAGCUCCAGCCUCCUCCGUGUCGUACUUCUUUUGGAGCGCAUCCCAGAUCAUCAUCGCGGUGUUCUACUGUCCGCAUAGUAGUCGUAGAGAUCGUCUGCCAGGCCGUUGAGGAUGUAGUUCUUGCACAAGAAGUCAUGCACCCUUUCCCUGGCAGAAGCAGCCCUCUCCUCAUCAGUCGCUUCUUCCGGCAGCUCGACGGGCAUGCUGGUGAGGCAGUGGGCCAGCUUUUUGGUUGUCAGGUAGAACUCCAUCUUUUGCCUCCAGUGACGGAAGUUGACCCCAACGAAGCGAAAGGGUCGAUUGAUAUCGACAGCACCAGAUCCGGCCAUGUUGUUCUGUUCAGUCGACAUAGCAGCAGCCGAACGUCUUAAAAUUGUUAGGAACGGAACAACAAAAGGAACGAGGUUACCGAAUCUGGAGCUGAGUCGCGGACUAGGUCGCUCUCUUUAAGACGUUCGCGGCACUGCCUUCGAUGCGCACGGCAGACUAUCAACCGGUCGUCUCCAGGAUAAAACAGCUCCUCUCAAUACUCGCGGUUUUGUGCGAAAAUCGAAGCUCUCUAAACACUCUCUCUAUUGUGUUUCUGCUCGUUGUCAUGUGAUUAGAGGGGCUGGGGAGGCGGCUAUUUAUAGGAGCCGAACCCCUAGGAAUAUACCCUCUUGCUUGGGGAAUAAGUCGGAUUAAUUAAGGAAGAUAAUUACUUCCUUAAUUAAAACCGUCGGUUAAGAUAAACCCGGAGGGAUUAUCCUUUGAAUAUUCCGUUUUAGUCGAUUAUCCUUAGGAAUAUACCUCAGAAUAACCGAUUAAUAAUUAAUUAUUAGAUAAUCAAUUUCGUUCGGAAUUUCUCCAAAAAUAUAUAUAUAGUCUCAAGUGAACCAACCAACCAACGGACCGACCGGCCGGUCGCUCGGACGGACGGACGGCGCGCGCGCGCGUGUGUGGUGGUCCGUUAGGUCCUCCCUCUCCCACAAAAGUGGGUCACCCCAAGGGGCAUGCCCUUGGGAGAGAGGCUCCUAUCUUUAUACACAUUUCACCAAGUAAAACUACCAAUGUGGUAGUUUUUCCACUAGAGACUCUAUAGCUUUCAAAGCUAUUCAUUUAGAUUUCCAACAGCCUCUGCCGACCACAACCGCUGCAGAUUCAAAGACCGUAGGACCCUCGUUCGAGAAGGAAGGGGCGUAUGCGGGGCAGAAAGAUUUUGAUAUGAAGCUGGACCUUACCUCUCAGGUCGCUGGGGAGACCCCACCGGCCCCGGCGUUAGAGGAGUCGGUGCAGGUAUGUCCAGAAUUCCUCCGCCUCCAAUGGUAGUUCGCUGGAUCGGAAUGAAGAGGUCAAUUGGAUGUUUAGAAAAAGGAAGCUGGAUGCGUGGGGUGAUGGCGAGCCCCCGUCGCUGUUCAAGAAGGAUUCGUCGACGGAGAAAGAGACAACGCAGGGCUCGCCGAAGAGGGGAAAGGGUGUGGCGACUCCAAUCGAGCAAUUGAAGACGACCCUGGUGGCGGCUUCGAAUGAAGGGAAGGCACGGCCGCAGACAAGACUGGAAUUCAGCUCGUUGCGAGAGGAGAAGAUGUUGCUGGAGUACCAGUGGAAGAAGAAAUCGACGGAGACGCCGCCAUCCACUAGAAGGGAGAGAACCGCAACGAAAGAAGAAGCGGAGCUAUGGGUAGAAGGAGGAGGUGACACCACCUCUCUCUCCAACCCGAAGUCGCUAAACGAGCUCCGAAUUGCGCGCGCCAUCGCGAAGAUGAGCAAGGAAGAGUGCGGCGUCUCUCUCUCUCUCUCUCUCUCUCUCUCUCUCUCGAUUGAGGGCAAAACCCAGUCGCUGUUGAAGAGGAAUCCAUUGGGGAUGGAGAAGGAAAGAGGUGGUGUUAAGCAGCCUCGCGCAGCGGCGGAGGGGAGAACUGGGCAGGCAACGAGUACGGCUGCCGACCAGCUGGGGGUUCGUCUAUGGCUGGAGAAGGAGUCGUCGGAGAAGGAGGUGACGGCGGAGGGAACGAAGAGGGAGGGCAUUGGCUCUCCUUUCUCAAACCCUAGUUCACGUCCCUUGUGAGUCAAAGUCGGUUGGGCCGCACAACUUGACAAGAUUCGGUGUGUUUUAGUGAUCUUUGGGCCCAACUAAGUAAUGAGUGGGCUGCAUGAGGGUUUGGUUGUUGGCUGAUGGGAGCCCAGCAGAACGGAUUGAGGCUUGAAGUAAAGUGGGUUGAGGAAGGGAGUUGUCACAGGCCCAAGAAACGAGAGUCUGAUGGAGUGCAAGCAAUUGAUGGGCUAGGGUCUCAAAGGGAACUUGAGCCCAAAUUAUUUUGUUUAGUUGAAUCUAUCCUAUAUUGUGUGGACUUGGAAUAAAAGAAAGAUGGAUUC